Messenger RNA from Cherax quadricarinatus, 453 nucleotides. The record is from RefSeq and is a predicted model, not a curated record. Lineage: Eukaryota; Metazoa; Arthropoda; Malacostraca; Decapoda; Parastacidae.
GCUACCGCCACUUAUACCCUCAAUAACCCACCACAGGUAUGGAGCUGAGGAACAUAUUAGGCAGAAGUGUUUACCUUGGCCCCGGCAGCUCCAAGAUGGACGUUAUCAAUGAAGUCGUCAAAAAGCCCGGUCAAGAUAAAGCCUUCUAUGUGUUAGAUAUUAGCGAGGUGGUGGAGAGGGUGAAGCUGUGGCGACAACUGCUGCCUAGAGUUGAUAUAUUCUACGCAGUGAAGUGCAACAGUGAACCAGUGGUGUUAGGGUUGUUGACGGCUCUGGGGACCGGUUUCGACUGCGCCUCCCAGGUGAGUGAUCUGCUUGGGGGACCUCCACUCAUUCUAGGUGAGUCACUCGUCUGGAGAGUCUACGCUUCUAGUCUCCCCGGGGCUCCCUUGUGCUUCCCAGCAACAUUACUCUUAUACGAGUUUUAUAUUUUUUAUGAUAUUAAGUUUCUGU